GCGGAGCGACACACUUGUAUAAAAGCACAACCUGGGCCAGCUGUCAUUCUCAGAGGUGUGAUGAAGACGACAAUUCAUGAUUGUUCAUUGAAAGGAGAUAAAUAGCUUCGACACUUUGGCAUGGGGUGUCCGGGUUGUAUUUUCGUCUAACCUGUGCGCGCAGUAGGAAGCCUAGUCUCCAACUUUAAAGAUGGAUGAAAUAUUUAACCACAGUGGAGCAGUGAACCGAAGUUCGCCCGGCGAUGAGAAGUUCAGUUUCGAAGACAUCGAUGUCGGCGCAGACGGCACCCCCAUCCUGAGGAUACUCAUCUCUGUGGUGUACUCUGUAGUUUGCGCAGUGGGUUUGGUGGGGAACUUGCUCGUCUUUUUCCUCAUGAGGUUACGACAAGGUCGAAAGAGGUCCACCAUCAAUUUUUUCAUCAUCAACUUGGCAAUAACAGACUUCCAGUUCGUGCUCACUUUGCCCUUCUGGGCUGUGGACACCGCGCUGGACUUCAGUUGGCCGUUUGGAGACGCCAUGUGCAAAAUCAUCCUCUCAGUCACCGUGAUGAACAUGUAUGCAAGCGUCUUUUUUCUCACUGCCAUGAGUGUUACUCGUUACUUGUCUGUCGCCUCUGCUCUGAAGAAAAAAUCUUACAGAAGGUCACGGUGUGUGAAGUGGGUUUGCGCGGUGCUGUGGGUGGCGGCAACCGUCGCCACAGCUCCAACAACUAUCUUCUCCACUGUAACGGUGGUCGCUGGAGAAAAACUCUGUCUCCUCAAGUUCCCAGAGGGGCACGACUGGCUCGCCCUCUAUCAUAUCCAGAAAAUCUUGAUAGCUUUUAUCAUCCCUAUGCUCAUAGUCUCUGUCAACUAUCUGAUGCUUCUGCGCUUCGUGAGACGUAGAAGUAUGGACAGCAGCAACCCCAAACGGAGAUCGAGAGUCACCAAAUCUGUUGCUAUAGUGGUUUUGUCCUUUUUCUGCUGCUGGAUGCCAAACCAUGCCAUCACCUUUUGGGGCGUCUUGGUCAAAUUUAACGCAGUCAACUGGGAUAAGUCAUAUUACAUGGUGCACACCUAUGUGUUCCCUGUUACUGUGUGCUUGGCGCACGCAAACAGCUGCCUGAACCCGGUGCUUUACUGCCUGAUGAGGCCAGAGAUCAGGAAGAUGCUCAGCGGUUUAUUUUGGAGAGUUUCCACUCCAUCCACCAACAAGGGCUGCGCGACGCGUUCUUUUACGCAGGGAGAAACUCAGGGAGUCGUGCCUCUCCAAAUUAUGGACAAUGGAGAGUACACGCUGUCCAUCAUAGACCGUAAAGGCUUAUCAAGCUCCAAAAAGAUCAUACACGCCUGAUAACUUCAGCCUGGUGAAACAUAGCUGCUGCUUUAUAGUGAGAAGCGACAGAAAAAAAGAGUGACUGCGACAAAUGUGACACAAGGGAGAAAAACAUCCCCGUCACACGGUGCAUUUUAGAGCAGAGUCCUACAGAAGACUCCCAGCAAAUCGUGGUGGGAUUAUAUGAUGUAAAAGCGCCUACAAUGGAGAUGGAGAUUAAAAUAGAAUCACAAGGUUGAUUACUAUUCAUGUACAGUCUGUAAAACCUGUCUGUA
This is a messenger RNA of Thunnus maccoyii (southern bluefin tuna), 1590 nucleotides long. Its product is annotated as relaxin-3 receptor 1-like. The record is from RefSeq and is a predicted model, not a curated record. The transcript is spliced from 2 exons. Gene Ontology annotation, molecular function: G protein-coupled receptor activity. NCBI's taxonomy places the organism in Eukaryota, Metazoa, Chordata, Actinopteri, Scombriformes, Scombridae. Gene Ontology annotation, biological process: G protein-coupled receptor signaling pathway; immune response. The coding region runs from base 191 to 1333 and encodes 380 amino acids. Gene Ontology annotation, cellular component: membrane.